Messenger RNA from Balearica regulorum gibbericeps (East African grey crowned-crane), 3079 nucleotides. Lineage: Eukaryota; Metazoa; Chordata; Aves; Gruiformes; Gruidae. The record is from RefSeq and is a predicted model, not a curated record.
GCCGCUCUAUGUCACCGUGGUGUACCAGGGGAAGUGCUCUCACUGCAUGCGGAUCGGGGUGGCAGUGCCCAUCUCUGGGACGGUGGCCAGGCUGCGGGAGGCUGUCUCCUCAGAAACCAAGAUACCCACGGAGCAGAUCGUGCUGACAGAGAUGUACUACGAUGGGUUUCAUCGUUCCUUCUGCGAUACUGAUGACCUGGACACCAUUCAUGAAAGCGACUGCAUUUUUGCCUUUGAGACCCCAGAGAUAUUUAGGCCUGAGGGUAUCCUCAGUCAGAGAGGAAUACAUGUGAACAAUAACCUGAAUAACUUGAAAUGUGGCACUGAGCACUCCCGAACAAUAUCUUACUCUCAAGGAACAGUGAAGUCUGGAAAACUGGAACAGUCCUCUACUAAGCCAGCAGCAAAUGACAAGAUUGUCUUGCUGGUCUGUAACAGAGCGUGCACUGGACAGCAGAGCAAAAGGUUUGGCUUGCCCUUUGUGUUGCAUUUGGAAAAAACAAUUGCUUGGGAUAUUCUGCAGAAGGAAAUUCUGGAGAAGAUGCAGUAUUUCCUGCGGCCUGCAGCCUGCAUGCAGGUUUGCCCGUUCAGCUUGCGAGUGGUCAGUGUUGUGGGCAUAACGUACUUGCUACCUCAGGAGGAGCGACCCCUCUGCCAUCCAACAGUGGAAAGGGCAUUGAAGUCAUGUGGACAGGGGGGAACUGCUCAUGUGAAAUUAGUGGUAGAAUGGGACAAAGAAACUAAAGAUUACUUGUUUGUGAAUACGGAAGAGGAAUAUAUUCCAGACUCCGACAGUGUCCGCCAGCAGAGAGAGCUUCAUCAUCAACCUCAGACCUGCACUUUAUCUCAGUGUUUCCAACUGUACACCAAAGAGGAACAGCUUGCCCCAGAUGAUGCAUGGCGAUGCCCACACUGCAAGCAGCUGCAGCAGGGUAGCAUCACACUGAGCCUCUGGACUUUACCUGAUGUUCUCAUCAUACAUCUCAAAAGGUUUAGACAGGAAGGAGACCGAAGGAUGAAACUUCAAAACAUGGUUAAAUUCCCCCUGAGUGGCUUGGACAUGACUCCUCAUGUUGUUAAACGUAGUCAGAGCAGUUGGAGUCUGCCAUCUCACUGGUCACCCUGGAGGAGACCUUAUGGUCUUGGAAGAGAUCCUGAGGAUUAUAUCUAUGAUCUGUAUGCUGUCUGCAAUCAUCAUGGCACCAUGCAAGGAGGACACUAUACAGCAUAUUGCAAAAACUCAGUUGAUGGCCAGUGGUACUGCUUCGAUGACAGUGAUGUUCAGCAACUUUCUGAAAAUGAAGUCUGCAAGCAGACAGCUUAUAUUCUUUUCUACCAGAGACGCACAGCAAUCCCAUCAUGGUCUGCUAACAGCUCUGUGGCAGGCUCUACAAGCUCCUCGCUCUGCGAGCACUGGGUCAGCCGUCUUCCUGGUAGCAAGCAGCCCAGCAUUGCUUCGGCAGCAUCAUCACGACGCACGUCUCUGGCUUCACUCUCAGAAUCAGUAGAGCUGACUGGGGAAAGGAGUGAAGAUGAUGGUGGAUUUUCAACUCGACCCUUUGUAAGGAGUGUCCAGCGUCAGAGCUUGUCAUCUAGAUCUUCUGUCACCAGCCCCCUGGCAGUGAGUGAAAAUGGUGUCAGGCCCUCGUGGUCGCUCUCCGCAAAACUGCAGUUGCGCUCCAACUCUCCAUCCCGCUUCUCUGGAGAUUCCCCUGUACAUACCUCUGCUUCCACCCUGGAGAAGAUUGGGGAGGCGGCUGAUGAUAAAGUCUCCACCUCUUGCUUCGGCAGCCUGAGGAAUCUUUCUAGUAGCUACUUAGAGCCCUGUGAUGGCAGUCGGCGAGAGCACAGGACGGCUCGCAGAGCCCCCUUGGCUGUCAUGGAAGGGGCAUUCAGGGAAGAGUCUGUUGUAAGGACAUCUAGCUCAGAUCUCUCGGAUGGGUAUGGUAAAAGCUCUGCGCAGUCAGACAGGAAUCACCCUGCUCUGGACCCUUUUGAUAACAACAAUCAAAUCGCCUUUGUUGAUCAGAGUGAUUCUGUGGAUAGCUCUCCAGUCAAGGAGGUGAAAGCCCCCAGUGGGACAGGGCUGGCUGCAGAGAAGGCAGAUGGCACCCCUAAGAAGGUUCACAGCUCCAAGGGAGUUUCUGAGCCAGACAAAAGUUUGAGGAAGGGAAGGACAGUCUUAUCUACCCAAGAGACCAAAGUCUCUCACUCUUCUCCUCCACUAAAGAGUUCCCAGAAAGUUUCCCGGUCUAGAAGUAAGAUGGACUCCUCUAGGGCCAGUGGGCGACACGGGUCUCCUGCUCCCACUCAGGCUAGGAAGGACCAUAGCACGAAGCCCCUUGAGGUGGCUGUCCCGUCGGCUCAACAGAAGCAAAAGUCAGGUGGUUCUCCAUCCUCCACAGCUGCCAAGAAAACCCCAUCAGGCUCAUUGACUAAGGGCUCUUCUGCUGGGAAGAGCCGGACUUCAGACCGAAGCCUCAGCAGGGAGGGCUCUAAGAUAAGUCUGGGGUCAGAUAAAACGAGUGUUACCAGCAGUUCAAGAACGAGCUCCCCAAGGAUAAGCCACUCUAGGAGUGACAGCAGGGCAGUAGACAGCAAGCAUGUGCGGAGUUCCUCUAUGGCCAACCUGCGGUCUCCAAAUGUUGGAGUGCGUUCUGGUUUGAAGAGGGACAGCAAGUCGGAAGAGAAAGGAUUGUCUUUCUUUAAAUCAGCCUUAAGGCAGAAAGAGACCCGGAGGUCUGCAGACCUGGGAAAGACAACGAUGCUUUCAAAAAAGACAGUGAGUGGCAGUUCCAAGUCAGGCAGUAAAAAUGUGCUGGAAGACAAAUCGGAGAAAGGUGUUGUCCCACCAGCCUCUCAAACCAAUGCCAACAUUACCACAAAAGAAAAACUUGUCCCAAAAGAUGCCACACCGAAUAAACAUUCUCUGCUAUCCAGUCGCAAGUCUAAGUCUUCCCAGCUAGAUCCCGGAGUCCAGUCUCCUCCUUCCAGUGGCAAACAGUCUGCUGACAAGCCGCUGAAAAAAUUACCUUCCAGCAUGCAGGUGUCUGUACGGCCUUCUCUGGAACCUCAGUGA